UAGAGCAGCAUAGCAAUGUGCACCAAACAACAAAGUUCAAAGUAUAGAGAGUUAGCUUUAGUGACUGAACUUCGACCAGAGAGAAAACAGAUGGAGAAGAAGGUGAUGAUAUUAAUGGGUAUGUGGGCAAUGCUUUUGGUGUUGCUUAUGAUGAGCAAUGCGAUGAGUGUGCAUGGAAUUUCAUGCACGGAAGCAGUAGCAGCAAUGAACCCGUGCCUUCCAUUCCUGAUCGGGGCUCAAGCAUCGCCCGUUGCUCCUUGCUGUUUGGCGGUGCAAAACGUGAACCAGGAGGCUUCAACCAAAGAGAUCCGAAGGGAGCUUUGCGAUUGUUUCAAGAAGGCUGGUCCUGCUUUAGGUGUUAAGCCUGACAAAGCUAAGCAGCUUCCUGACUUGUGCCAUGUCCAAGUUCCUGUGCCUAUUGACCCGACUAUUGACUGCAGCAAGGUGACAGAAGAUAUUGCCUGGUGAUUCUGCAUUUGGUAGCUAUAUUAUAAAUUUUAAGGGGGAAGCAUAUUAAUUUAGCUCUAUUGUGAUCCAAAAUGCUGCAGAGAGCCUUCUUUCAUAUAUUUAUGCAUGUAUGUUUAAGGGUUCGAAUCAAAUCAUAUGUGUGUUUCUAUUCAGCAUUUCCAAUAAUUCUAAUAUAAUCCAUCUUUUGCUCA
Molecule: messenger RNA, 659 nt
Organism: Ricinus communis (castor bean)
Lineage: Eukaryota; Viridiplantae; Streptophyta; Magnoliopsida; Malpighiales; Euphorbiaceae
Product: non-specific lipid-transfer protein A-like
Exons: 2
Coding region: 16-468 (150 amino acids)
Biological process (GO): lipid transport
Cellular component (GO): membrane
Molecular function (GO): lipid binding
Source: RefSeq, a predicted model, not a curated record